Molecule: messenger RNA, 2290 nt
Organism: Bufo bufo (common toad)
Lineage: Eukaryota; Metazoa; Chordata; Amphibia; Anura; Bufonidae
Gene: MGME1
Product: mitochondrial genome maintenance exonuclease 1
Exons: 5
Coding region: 106-1131 (341 amino acids)
Biological process (GO): mitochondrial DNA replication
Cellular component (GO): mitochondrion
Molecular function (GO): single-stranded DNA exodeoxyribonuclease activity
Source: RefSeq, a predicted model, not a curated record
CGGCAAAGUAAUGGCCGAUAGCUGGGAAUGUGCUUAGCUGCUUUCUGAUACAGGACGGCUAUUUAAGCCUCUUUGUUCAGCACGUCUGUAUUCCCACUGUUCACAAUGAAACCUCUUCAGCUACUAGGCAGAAACUGCAGAAGACUAGUAGAUGUCCUGCCCCAUCAACUGUGCUUGCCGGUUUUCUUGUCCACAUCCUGUAGUCUCAGCAGGAAGAAAAAAGUAAAUGGUUAUGAAGAUGUCAACCAGGAAAAAUAUGGAGAUCUAGUGCGGACGGUAACCACCUCCAAAACCAGUUCUCAAAACCCAGAGAGGCUAUUUGAAGAGGACAGUUUCUUGUAUGGUAAAGUAGUCAGGUCAAAGGGUCCAUCAUCGCAAGACUCUCAGCCAAAGGUUCCUCAAAAGCAGAUUCCAUUAAAUAAUCCCAAUAAAGUCAUUUUGAAUGUGAAGACAGAUCCUAACAUGCCAGUGAAGAUCGGCCUCCCAGGCAAGAAUCAGAUGAUCAAUGGUAGACUGCCAAGUGUCACCCGAAUUCUUCAGCAGACCAUGCCGAUGGAGCAGGCAUUUUAUUUGGAAAGGUGGAAACAGAGGAUGAUCAUGGAACUGGGAGAAGAAGGCUUCAUAGAGUACACGGCAGCCAUGUUCUCCAAAGGAAAGCUCUUUCAUGCCCAACUAGAGGAUCUGCUUUUGUCUGCGGAGCAAUAUACAGAGAAAGCGGAAGACACAGAAGAACUGGUGGGAUAUAUGAACAGUGUGGAAGAUGUGCUGUCUGAUGUUGUGAGAGUCAAGAGUCUUGAAAGCGCCGUGGUGCAUUCAGAUCUCCAGUACUUGGGCUUUGUAGACUGCGUGGCUCAGUAUCGGGGGAAGUUGUGUGUGAUAGACUGGAAAACCUCUGAAAAGCAGAAACCAAACUUAAAGAACACCUUUGAUAAUCCACUGCAGGUAGCUGCCUAUAUGGGAGCAAUAAAUCACGACAGUAAUUAUAACUUUCAAGUUGAUUGUGGCCUAAUUGUCAUUGCCUAUAAAGAUGGCUCCCCUGCUCACGCCCAUUUUAUGAACUCGGAAAUGUGUUUGCACUACUGGGACAAAUGGCUUUUACGACUAGAAGAAUACAAAGAAAAAAAGAAAUGAUAUGGUCACUGUAAGGAAUAUAUAUUCUGGGUGGAAGAGUCAAACUCUUCCGGUUCCUCCAGUAUUACAGAAGUGAUGCCACUGCCUAUAAAGCCAAUGGUUAAUGACAUUAAUUCCUGGAAAUCACAGAUUCCAUGAAGAUUGAUUUUCAACAGGAAAAAUAAUGAAAAAUAAUAAGGUUAACUGUAUAAUAAUCUGAACCGUUAAUUGUUGGUGAUAUAUUUUUGUAUAUUGAAGCGACUAUGCUUGUAGCUGAAUGAUAGGACAAUUAAAAUAUAGCAAUAUAGACUUUGUAUUUAAAGAAAAACACUCCCAAAACAUAUUUUUUAAUUUAAAAAAUCAAACUCAUUGGAUCAUUAAUUAAAAUGACAUUACAAGUUAAUACUUGGAGAAGUAAUAGUUUGUAAUUUUGUAUGUUUUACCCAAUUUCAUCUUUAAAGGUGCACUUCCACAAUUAUAUUAGUGGCUGUAGUUGUGAGCUAUCUACAUGAACAUAAACAUUUUUAGAAUGCAAAUUUCAAUUGACCCCUUUCCCGACCAGUGUCAUACAUGUAAGGUCCGCUCUGGAGCGAAGAGGGCGUGAUAGCCACCUGUUUUGUGCUGUUUCACACAGCAGAGAUCCAGAGCUAAUGUCUAUGAUCAGCGAUAACCUCCUUCACCUCCGGAAAAAAAAAGAAUAAAAAGCAGUCAAAAAGUCACACACAGUCCAAAAUAGUAUCAAUAAAAACUACAGGUCGCCCAGCAAAAAAAUAGCCCUCACAUAGCUGCAUAGACAUAACUAUAAAAAGUUAUGGGGGUCAGAAUAUGGCGAUGCAAAGAAAAAAUACAUUUUUUCCAAAGUUUUUUUUGGAAUCUCUGUAAUCGUACCUGCCCAUAGAGUGAAAGUCACAGGUCAGUUUUACCACCUAGGGAAUGCUGUAAAAACGAAACGCACAAAACUAUGGCAUAAUCGCUUUUUUUUUUUCUAAUUCCGCCCUAUUUGGAAUUUGUUUUCCAGCUCCGCACUACAUCUUAUGCAAUAUUAAAUGGUACCAUUAGAAAGAACACUUUUUCCCACAAAAACAAGCCCUCCUAUGGCUAUGUGAAUGGAUAAAUAAAAAUGUUAUGGCUCCAAGAAGCAGGCAGUGAAAAACGGUAACAGAAAAAAAAUCGCCCGGGG